UAUUGUGAAAACCUGGCAACCCUGACCGUUCGCCGUCGUGCCGCGUCGCGUGAGGACCGAAGAUGGCGGCUAGCAGCGCGGCGUCGGUGUGUCAGUACUGGAAGCGCUUUAAUCUGCAGCAGCUGCAGAGAGAGCUGGACAGAGCCGCCACACUCCUGGCCGUUUUACUUGCAUUUAAUAUAUGGAAAAAACUCAUCGACCAGAGCCGCGACUUUAAGAAGAACACGCCAGAGGAUCUGAGGAAGCUUGUGGCUCCGCUGCUGAAGAGUUUCCAGGCUGAGAUUGAUGCAUUGAGUAAGAGGAGUAAAGAGUCAGAGACGGCCUUUCUAAACGUCUAUAAACGACUGAUUGAUGUGCCUGAUCCGGUGCCAGCAUUGGAGCUGUCGCAGCAGCUGCAUCUGAAGCUCCAGAGGAUGCACGACAUAGACACGGAGAACCAGAAGCUGCGUGAGACGCUCGAGGAGUACAACAAAGAGUUUGCUGAGGUCAAGAACCAGGAGGUGACCAUUAAAACACUGAAGGAGAAGAUCAGAGAGUAUGAGCAGAGCAUGAGGAACCAGGCAGAGAAUCUGGCCCUGGAGAAACACCAACAGAUUCAUAAAAACUAUGAGGAGAAAGAGAGGAAGUUCCAGGAGUCGCAUGAGUCUAUGGUUGGUAAACUACAGGAAGCUGAACUCAAAGCCCAGACCCUGCAGACAGCACUUGAACGAACUCAGACAGAGCUUUUUGACCUGAAAACCAAAUAUGAUGAAGAGUCGACUGCAAAAGCUGAUGAGAUUGACAUGGUGAUGACUGAUCUGGAGCGAGCCAAUCAGAGAGCAGAAGCUGUUGAGAGGGAGGUUGAAGCUCUGAGAGAGCAGAUCACAUCAGCUAACAAAUCAUCCCCACUGCAGACACGGAUCGACUCGACUCCAUACACGGAUGAGAGUGCCGAGCUGGUGUCGCGCUCGAGUCUGGAGUCGGAGCUCAGUGCGAAGGAGCACGAGAUGCUCCAGCUGGUGGAGGACGUCCAGAGACUGCAGGCCAGCCUCUCCACGCUCCGAGAGAGCUCAGCCGCACAGAUCAGCCAGCUACAGCAGCAGCUCAAGAGCCAGACCGCCACGCUCCAGCAACUGGAGGAGAAGCUGCAGACACAGACAGACUAUGAGGAGGUGAAGAAAGAGCUCAGCAUCCUGAAGUCGAUGGAGUUUGGGCCGUGUGACAGCUCCACAGCGCAGGACUCAUGUAAACCGUUAGAGGUGUUGCUGCUGGAGAAGAACCGCAGCCUGCAGUCUGAGAGCGCGUCUCUGCGCAUCGCUAACACUGAGCUCAGCAGCCGUUAUGCAUCUCUACAGCUGGAGUUCUCUGCAGCAGUGAAGACCAGCGCUGAACAGAAAGAGCUCAUCCUCAAACUGGAGCAGGAUCUCAGCAUCAUCCAGACGAUGUCACGGCCCGACGCUGAGGGUGCAGACAGCAGCGUGGUGAGCAUCCCCGAGCCAAUUAAAGAGGCUACCUCUCUGUUCUCAGGUAAACUAAAGCACGUUCAUAUCAGCGCUGUUACUUCUGGAGACAGUGAUGAUACAGUGAUGCGUUACUCGUCUCAGUAUGAGGAGAGACUCGAUCCCUUCGCCUCCUUCAGCAAAAAGGAGCGUCACCGGAGAUAUCAGAGCCUCAGCCCGUGGGACAAGGCCACGCUCAGUCUGGGUCGUGUGAUCCUCUCCAAUAAGACAGCCAGAACUGUGGCGUUCUUCUACACGCUGAUGCUGCACUGCCUCGUCUUCCUGGUGCUGUAUAAAGCCGCCUGGAGUGAGAGUAUCAGUCGGGACUGUGCUGCAUUUUGUGCAAAGAAAUACUCAGACCACCUGCACCGUUUCCAUGAGACUGGAGAUGUGUGGCAGUAGCGGCGUCUAUCCACUAGAGAGAGCUGUUCACAUCAAUCACAUGUUCAUGACAUGAAAAUCAUAGCUUGUCUUACUAGGACCAGGUUAGUUGGGGAAUAUACUGGGUUGAAUAUUAAACUGACAGGAGGUUUAAAGGUUUGAUGCUGUUAAUUUACAAGAUGAGAUGUUCUGCAAGCCAUGUGUUGAGCAUUUUCUCUCGGUUAUCAUCGAUUUGACUUGAAAUCAGUCAUCUCUGACAUCUGUAACACCUGCCCAGGGCUGAUCUGUUGCUCUUGCAUACAUUGAUUAUAAUGCUUUACAAAAAAAUCGGUGGUUUUGGUUUAUUUAACUUUGUGCCAGUCUGCCAGAUACUUAGACGCAAAGCAUCUGACACAAUAUUUACAUCCCUUUAUUUUGUAUAUUCAGCUAUUGGGACUUAAGGUGUAGUCUCUUGAAAUUAAAGUUAAGCUUUCAAGGGAA
Sinocyclocheilus anshuiensis is the source of this 2339-nucleotide messenger RNA. Its product is annotated as protein CASP-like. NCBI's taxonomy places the organism in Eukaryota, Metazoa, Chordata, Actinopteri, Cypriniformes, Cyprinidae. The transcript has 23 exons. Gene Ontology annotation, biological process: regulation of transcription by RNA polymerase II; intra-Golgi vesicle-mediated transport. Bases 63 to 1880 code for a protein of 605 amino acids. Gene Ontology annotation, molecular function: DNA-binding transcription factor activity, RNA polymerase II-specific; RNA polymerase II transcription regulatory region sequence-specific DNA binding. Gene Ontology annotation, cellular component: Golgi membrane; nucleus. The record is from RefSeq and is a predicted model, not a curated record.